GAGCCUGUCCCCGGCCAUUUCCAGCGCAACCCGCGCACCAAGCUUCUGCAUGAUCCCUACAUCCGGGACUGGGUUCAUUACCUGGUGGACGAUGGUCUGCGCUGCGCAUCGUGGUUAUCGCGGUAUGCCGCGCAGAACAAGUACCACAUCCCAGACGAGCGCCACCGAAGCGCCUUCGAACUGGCCUUUGACACAAACACCCCCUGCUACGACUACUACCACCAAACCGACCCGCGGCGCGGCCAGCGCUUCGACACCGCAAUGGAGGGCUACUUCCGCCUGAACGCGCCCACGCCCCUCGAAGAGAUCAUCGACCUCCGCGCCCUCUGCCCGGAAGAUGCGCUGGUCGUCGACGUCGGCGGCGGUCGCGGCCAUCACUCCCUGCGUCUGGCGCAGAGAUACCCGCGCAUGCGCUUCAUCGUGCAGGACUACGCGGACAAAGCCCCGAGCAGCACGUCCAGCAUCGCUCCCGACCCCCGACUCCGUGAGCGGGUGAGCUGGACCAAGCAUGAUUUCUUCGGUGAGCAGCCCGUCCGUGGGGCGGCGGUGUAUCUGCUCAGCCAUAUCCUGAUGGAUCAUCCUGAUCGG
Aspergillus brunneoviolaceus CBS 621.78 is the source of this 588-nucleotide messenger RNA. RefSeq names its product S-adenosyl-L-methionine-dependent methyltransferase. The transcript is spliced from 3 exons. NCBI's taxonomy places the organism in Eukaryota, Fungi, Ascomycota, Eurotiomycetes, Eurotiales, Aspergillaceae. The record is from RefSeq and is a predicted model, not a curated record. Gene Ontology annotation, molecular function: O-methyltransferase activity. The annotation marks the transcript as partial.